AUCUUAUUCACUAACGUAAGCCUGCAAUAUCACGGUUGUUUUUCAGUACUAUGGCUACCCUCUCCUUUUCUAUACUCCGUCCGAACACAUCAUUUUCUUCUUUUCAAUUCCCUUCUAAAAACGUAUCUUCCCUCCCAAUUCUCCUACCUCUCCCCCAUCGAAACACUCUACCCCUCACUCUCUCCGCCGCCAAACGCCCUCCCGCCACUUCUGAAAACAAUGCAUCCGCUUCAGUAACAGUCGAAAUCGUUGCUCCUGAGAAUAACGACAAUUCAACCGCUUUCGUCAUCCGUACGCGUAACCGUUUAGGUCUCCUCCAAACCAUCAUGCGCGUCUUCAAUGUCCUCGGUAUACUCAUCGACAAAGCCACCGUAGAUUGCGAAGGAGGCUAUUUUAUCAAAAAGUUAUUCGUAACCGAUUCUCGAGGCAACAAGAUCGACGAUCAGAAGAGCUUGGAGAGAAUCAAGAAGGCCUUGGUCGAGGCAAUCGACGGAGACGAUGACGCCGCCGUUUCUGUUUCUCCAGCUGCGAGAGGGAUUAUGGUUAGGAAGCCUCGGUUGGAAUUUGGGGAGGAGAAAAUCAAAGCUGAGAGGAUGUUUGGAUUGAUGGAUGUUUUCUUGAAGAACGACCCGCUUAGCUUACAAAAGGAUAUUUUAGAUCACGUGGAGUUCACAGUGGCUAAAUCGCGAUUUAAUUUCGAUGAUUUUGAAGCUUAUCACGCUUUAGCACAUAGUGUAAGAGAUCGGUUGAUUGAACGUUGGCAUGAUACUCAGAUACAUUUCAACAGGAAAGGCCCGAAACGACUUUAUUUUCUUUCGCUUGAGUUUCUUAUGGGCCGUUCGUUGUCAAAUACUGUCAUCAACCUUGGAGUUCGUGAUCAAUUUGCAGAUGCUUUAAGCCAGCUUGGUUUUGAGUUUGAAGUUUUAGCUGAACAGGAAGGAGAUGCUUGCCUGGGUAAUGGAGGCCUCGCUCGUCUCUCGGCAUGCCAAAUGGAUUCUCUAGCAACUUUGGACUAUCCUGCUAUAGGCUAUGGAUUGCGCUACCAGUAUGGGUUGUUCCGACAAGUUAUAUUGGAUGGUUUUCAACAUGAACAACCUGAUUAUUGGUUAAACUUUGGAAACCCUUGGGAGAUAGAGCGGGUUCACAUAACUUAUCCUGUAAAGUUCUAUGGGACUGUCACAGACGAAGUUUUGAAUAAAGAAAAACAUAAAGUUUGGGUUCCUGGAGAAGUGGUUGAAGCUGUGGCAUAUGACAAUCCAAUACCAGGUUAUGGAACAAGGAAUACGAUUGUUCUUCGCCUUUGGGCUGCCAAACCAAGUGAUCAACACAAUAUGGAGUCCUAUAACACUGGGGAUUAUGUUGAUGCUGUGGUCAAUAGACAGAGAGCAGAAAGUAUUAGUAGUAUACUAUACCCCGAUGACCGUUCUUAUCAGGGUAAAGAAUUGCAGUUGAAACAGCGAUAUUUCUUUGUCUCUGCAUCAGUACAAGACAUCAUCAGAAGAUUCAAAGAUACUCAUAAAAAUUUUAAUGAGUUUCCAGAGAAGGUUGCACUGCAGCUGAAUGACACUCAUCCAUCUCUCGCGAUAGCUGAGGUAAUGAGAGUGCUUUUGGAUGAAGAGCAUUUAGGCUGGAACAGAGCUUGGGACAUCAUAUGCAAAAUAUUUUCAUACACAACUCAUACCGUAUCAUCUGAAGCAAUGGAGAAAAUCCCUGUGGAUCUAAUGGGCAGCCUUCUCCCUCGACAUUUGCAGAUUAUAUAUGACAUAAACUUCAACUUCAUGGAAAAGUUAAAGAAGAUGAUUGGUUUAGAUUAUGAUCGGUUGGCCAGGAUGUCAAUUGUUGAGGAAGGUGCUGUGAAGAAUAUUCGAAUGGCAAACCUAUCAAUCAUUUGUUGUCAUACUGUGAAUGGGGUCUCCAGAUUACAUUUAGAGUUGUUGAAAACAAAAGUAUUCAGGGACUUCUAUGAGCUGUGGCCGCACAAGUUUCACUACAAGACAAAUGGAGUGACCCAGCGUCGCUGGAUUGUUGUCAGCAAUCCUAGUUUAUGUGCUCUUAUCUCAAAAUGGCUUGGAACAGAAGCUUGGAUCCGUGAUAUUGACCUUUUAAUAGGUUUGAGAGAUCAUGCAACUAAUGCUGAAUUGCAUCAAGAAUGGAAGAUGGUUAAGAAGGUCAACAAAAUAAGGCUUGCUGAGUACAUUGACGCAAUGAGUGGUUUGAAGGUCAGCUUGAAUGCAAUGUUUGAUGUGCACACAAAGCGGAUUCAUGAAUAUAAGCGGCAGUUGCUUAAUAUACUUGGCAUUAUCCAUAGAUAUGACAGCAUCAAGAAUAUGAACAAGAAUGAUAGGAAAAAAGUUGUACCGCGGGUCUGCAUUAUUUCAGGAAAAGCUGCUCCAGGUUAUGAAAUUGCAAAAAAGAUUAUUAAACUCUGUCAUGUUGUGGCUGAAAAGAUCAACAAUGAUAAUGAUAUUGGAGAUCUUUUAAAGUUGGUCUUUAUACCUGAUUACAAUGUUUCUGUUGCUGAGCUGGUAAUACCAGGGGCUGACCUUUCUCAACAUCUAAGCACUGCUGGGCAUGAGGCGUCGGGAACCAGCAGCAUGAAAUUUUUGAUGAAUGGAUGUUUACUUUUAGCCACAGAAGAUGGUUCUACGAUUGAAAUGAUUGAAGAAGUAGGCCGGGAAAACAUGUUUCUGUUUGGUGCAUCGGUGAAUGAUGUUCCCGCAUUGCGAGAGAAAGGACCUGCUCUUAAAGUUCCUCUUCAAUUUUUGCGUGUAGUAAGGUAUUUUCGCCCAAUCAUUUAUGUGUAGUGUAUAGCUUUAUCAAUACUUUACAUCUUAGUUACUCGGUAAAGGAGAUAUAGCCCUUGCUUUUCUUAUACAGAGUUUGAUU
Molecule: messenger RNA, 2886 nt
Organism: Hibiscus syriacus
Lineage: Eukaryota; Viridiplantae; Streptophyta; Magnoliopsida; Malvales; Malvaceae
Product: glycogen phosphorylase 1-like
Exons: 20
Coding region: 51-2804 (917 amino acids)
Biological process (GO): glycogen catabolic process
Cellular component (GO): cytoplasm
Molecular function (GO): pyridoxal phosphate binding; glycogen phosphorylase activity
Source: RefSeq, a predicted model, not a curated record